Durusdinium trenchii is the source of this 3066-nucleotide messenger RNA. The record is from the annotation of a GenBank genome assembly. Lineage: Eukaryota; Dinophyceae; Suessiales; Symbiodiniaceae.
AUGGCGGUGCUGCUGCGGCUUUUGCUGGCCAUUUGCUGGCCUGUUGCCCUCGGAAAUGUGAAGCUGGGAAAGCACAUCGUGAAAUACACCGAGGAGAAGUUGAACUAUGUCUUGAGCCAAGCGGAUCGCCCUCCGAUCUUCUUGGAGAUCUUUUCGCCCACCUGCCCCGCCUGCCAAGCCAUUGCGCCCCGGAUGAACGCCGCGGCGUCGCGCUUGCGGGCAGAGACGGAGAUCAAGGUGGUAGCGCUCGAUGGGACACAGGCGGAGCAGACCAUGCAGAAGCUUGGGGCCAAGGAGUUUCCGGCGCUUUUCUUCCUGGGCGCCAACCACACGGCUCGCUUGGACCUCCAGCGCGCCGACACGGCCGCCGCCAUCGUCCACUGGGCCACGCGCCUGGCGGCGCCGGCGGUGCGGCAGGUCGCGGCGGCGGAGCUGCCACCGUGCACGGGGGCGCCACAGCUGGUAUUGCGGGCACCGUCCAUGGUGCCAGCCUUCCAAAGCAUUGCAGAGGAGCACAAGCUACACUUCGAGGCCUUCUGGAUCACCACCGGCGGCCCAGCGACGGCGGCCAUCCGCCAUGCCCAUCAAGCGGACGCGACCUUUACAUGGAGUGAUCUCACAGCCGAUACACUGGACGAGGAGGGUGAGCGCUUUGAGCAACUGGUGAAGGAGAGUCUUCUCCCAGCUGUGAUCAUGGUCGACGAACCCAAGAAGGCUAUGAAAAUGAUUGAGAGUCAGCAAGAUGCAGUUCUCCUUUGGCUCGUGCUGAACGGGACCUCGAGCGAGGCUUGCGACCAGAGUUGCAGUGCUGGCGGCGAAACUGGCCAGGCUCUCGAAACCCAUGUGGCGCCCUGGCGCGCCGUGUUGGACGAAGGAGUGCGCUUGUACCGAGCUGAAGCGAAGUCGAAGAGCAGCUGCCUAGUGCUGGCAGUGGAUUUGGCCCGUUUCCCCACCUUUGUGGAGCAGGAACUGUAUGCCUGGUCAGCCCCGACCUUGGUGGCCCAACGCUUCCGACAUGGGCCCAGGUACUUGUUUUCAGAGAAUGGAACACUCCCAGAGACGGGGAGAGACCUGGCGGACUGGCUGGGCAGCCUGAUGAGGAGGAGCCCCAAGCAGCUCUCGGAAAAACCGGUGUCCGAAACGUCCCAGAAGCUCUGGCAAAAGGUGGUGAACGUGAACCUCGAGGAGGCGCUUCGGGCGGAGCCAGUGACCCUGCUCUAUUCCUUCAAAUCUCCGGACAGCAUCUCAAGCGAUGAGGAGGUGAUCGAGUUCGAAGAUGAGAUGGAAGCUCUGGAUGCCUUGGCGGAGUGGCUCAACAAGAGCUGCGCCAGGCCUCCCAGGUUGGCAGCUUUGGAUGUGAGGAAGAACGAGGUGCCUUUGGGCCUCUACGCGGCGGCGAGCAUCGGCGGCUUGAGUGCACCGAGUCUCUACUUAAUCGAGUCGGACGUGGAGAAGAAAUCCGUUGGAAUCCGCUGGGCUGGUGAGAUCCACGAGUUCGAGGGCGACCAGAAGAAGGGCGCCUUGGAGAAGUCGACCACCCUGCUGAGAGCAAAGCUCAAUCAGAUCCUCCCCUGGGUUCUGGAGCACUCCCGGCGCUACAGGGCACUGUCAGUGCCUGAGACCUUCGAGCCAGAGCAGGGUGGAGCCUUUCGAUCUCAAGAGGCUCCGGUCCUUGAGCUGGGCAAUGAGAAAGAGCUUCAGCAACUCUUGGAGCGCAAUGUGACCGGAUACAUGGAGUUCUUUUCCCCCUCCUGCGGUGCUUGCAAGAAGUUCGCUCCCACCUACGAGUCGGCCGCCCGGAAGGCUCCCAAUUUCACCUUUGCUCGGGUGGAUUGCUCCACACCUGAUGGAGAAAGGUCGUGCAACAAGCAUGGGAUCGACAAGUACCCAAGCCUCUUCCUAAUGCAGGGUGGCCGCUUAGAGAAGUACCCAGGCGGUCCUAAGCGACAUCAGCUACUGGAAUAUCUCGAGACGCAGACCUCGCCUCCCUGGCGGGAUUUCCAGAGCCAAGAGGAAGCCAUCGCCUUCGCCAAGACGAAGCGAUUGCUGCUUUGGGCUGGAGAUCGCAACGCUAACUUUGAAGCAGUCUUGACAGCAGCAAACGAGAUGCGCCAGCAGGUGAGCCUGGGAAAAGUGGACGCUGACAAGGAGAGCCUGUCAUUGCUGGCCCCUUCGCGGAAGGAGGUGGCGUACCAGGGGCCAUACCAACCAGAGGACUUGCAGCUCUGGCUCGCCGAGCAGCUGGUUCGUAGCGCACCCAUUCCACCCGAGACCGAGACGCAAGCCUCGUCCUCGCCCGUGCGCACCGUGGUGGGAGCGAACUUCCGACAGAAGGUGUUCAAGCCGCUGGAGGAAGGGAAACAUGUUCUGUUGGAAGUCUAUGCACCUUGGUGUGGCCAUUGCAAGAAGCUUGCGCCCAUCUAUGAGCAGUUUGCACAGAAGAUGCAGGAUGAGGGCCGGCCGCUGGUGGUUGCCAAGUUGGAUGGAGAUGCCAAUGGUAUUCCGUUCGCUGGCUUCGACUACACCGGUUUCCCCACGCUUUUCUACCUCUCGCCCAGCAGCGAGCAGAUUACGAAGGUUUCUGAGCGAACCUUGGAGGGCCUGGUCUCCUUUGUGACCAAGAUGGGUGUGUCGAAACCCGGUGAGGCGUCGAAGCCGAGCCUCUCGCAGCUGCUGAGCCAGUUCCGCUCGGAGGAGCCGCCAGCCAAGCAGACCAGUCCUGUAAGGACGGUGGUACUCAGCAACUUCGUUGAUGUGGUCUUCCAUGAGCAGAAGCAUUGCCUUUUAAUGCUUUAUGACCAAAAGUGCCCCCACUGCAUGCGGAUGAUGCCUGAGCUCGAGGCCUUCGCGCAGGAGCUAAAGAGAAUCGUCGUCGUGGCAAAGAUGGACGGCACCAAGAAUGAUUUGCCCAUGACCGGCUUCGAAGUCAAGGGCUUUCCCACGCUGUUCUUCAUCGAAGCGGGCCACAAGGAGCCGUCCAUGACACAGAUUGGCAGCAACGCGUUGGUGGCCACGAAACGACUCUUGGAGGCAAAAGGACUCCUGAAAGAAAAGGUGGAGCUUUGA